AUGUCUUCUAAAGUCCCAGCUAUUUAUCAAUUAGGUCAUUUACCUAUUAAAGAUCAUUGUUUCUCACCAGAUCGUUCAAUUUUAGCCAUUACAAAAGAUAAUGAAGUUGAAAUUUAUAAAAUUUCAACCAAUAAUCUUUCUUCAAAACCUCAAUUAAUUACAGUUUUGAAAGAUCAUGAUAAAACUGUUACUUCUGUUGAUAUUUCACCAGAUGGAUCUAGAAUUUUAACUUGUUCUCAAGAUAGAAAUGCUUUAGUUUGGGAAAAGGAUCCAACUACUGGUGAUUUCAAACCAACUUUGGUAUUAUUAAGAAUUAAUAGAUCAGCAACUUGUUGUAGAUGGGCACCAGAUGGUAGAAAAUUUGCUGUUGGAUCAAGUGAUAGAAUUAUUGCCAUUUGUUAUUAUGAAGAAGAAAAUGAUUGGUGGGUUUCUAAACAUUUAAAGAAACCUUUAAAAUCAACAAUUACUUCAAUUGAUUGGCAUCCAAAUGGAGUUUUAUUAGCUUGUGGAUCAACUGAUGGUCAUGUUAGAGUCUUUUCAGCUUAUAUUAAAGGAAUUGAUUCUAAACCUCAACCAAGUGUUUGGGGUACUAAAUUACCAUUCCAAACUUUAUGUGGAGAUUUUACUAAUGAAACUUCAGCUUGGAUUCAUGGAGUUAAAUUUAGUAAUGAUGGUGAUUCAUUAGGUUAUGUUUCUCAUGAUUCAAGUUUAGGAUUUAUUUAUCCUCAAGGAGAAGAAUUACCACCAAAAGCUAUUUUCAAUGUUAAAACUAAUUAUUUACCAUUUAAAAGUAUUGUUUGGUUAAAUGAUAAUCAAGUUUGUGUUGGUGGAUUUAAUUGUAAUUUGGUUGUUUUCAAAGGUGAUGAAAAUGGUUGGAAAGAAGAUUAUCAAGUUGAACAACAAAAGGAUUUAACUAAAGAGGCUGGACAUGAUCAUGUUGGUGAAAAUGGUGAUGAUGAUGAUGAUCAAGAAAUUUCAUCUCACCAAGCAUUGAAUAUGUUUAAACAAAUGGAUUUGAAAGGUAGAGUUAGUAAACCAAGUGCUGGUGGGAAAUCAGCCAAAGCAUUAAGUACUAUUCAUCAAAAUACAAUUAAUAGUAUUAGAAAUUUUGCCCCAGGUCAAGUUUCAACUUCUGGUCUUGAUGGUAAAGUUGUCAUCUUCAACGUUUAA
Molecule: messenger RNA, 1170 nt
Organism: Candida tropicalis MYA-3404
Lineage: Eukaryota; Fungi; Ascomycota; Pichiomycetes; Serinales; Debaryomycetaceae
Gene: ARC40
Product: Arc40p
Exons: 1
Coding region: 1-1170 (389 amino acids)
Biological process (GO): Arp2/3 complex-mediated actin nucleation
Cellular component (GO): actin cytoskeleton; Arp2/3 protein complex
Molecular function (GO): actin filament binding
Source: RefSeq, a predicted model, not a curated record